GAGACUUGCUGACCACAGGUGGCAGACCUGAUCUCUUCUGAGCUACUUGCAGCCUCUGGGCCAUUGAGACGUUGACUGUGGCAGACAGUUACCAUUCAUUCCUUGGGAUCGUACCUGCCCUUUCUCUCCCCAUCCCCUCCCGCACUGCCCUUCCCUCUUAUAAAACUCCAGUGUGUCACGGUCCUGCUAUGGAGCCCAGGGAGUCUUUGGGCAGCUCCCGGCAAAGGGGAGGCGAGGCGGAUUUUCUGCCAACCUCUGUGUCCUCUGCCAAACCACCAUCUGCCUCCAGCUGCACAGGGGAGACAGUGCUGCCGACGGCUGGCUCGGGGAAGGGGAUCCCAGUGAGUGGAGAGCGUAUGGAGCCUGAAGAAGAGGAUGAGAUGGGUUCUGGGAGAGAUGUGGAUUCCACUUCCAAUGCAGACAGCGAGAAGUGGGUGGCAGGAGAUGGGCUGGAGGAGCAAGAGUUUUCCAUCAAAGAGGCAAACUUCACAGAGGGGAGUUUGAAACUAAAGAUCCAGACGACCAAGAGAGCUAAGAAGCCCCCAAAGAACUUGGAGAACUAUAUUUGCCCACCAGAGAUCAAAAUAACCAUCAAGCAGUCCGGGGAGCAGAAGCUUUCCAGAGCUGGGAAAAACAGCAAAGCGGCUAAAGAAGAGGACAGAGGACACUCCAAAAAGAAGAACCAGAUGAAGAAUUUGGGAAGAGAGUGUGGAUUCCCCGUGCAGAGUUCGGUGACAAAGUCUGUGAAUAAGGUUUAUGAUAGGCAACAGAAACAUUCUACACUGCACUAUGAUCCAGGCCUCCAACAAGACUUCACCGGUGAUACCUUAAAAUCAAAGCACCAGCAGAAAAGUAGCAACCAGCACCAUCUUGACUGGUCAGCAAGCUCCAAUACUGGAUCCACUUCUCAAAGUUGCUUCAUCAACACAGAGCCCAAUCGAGAAGCUGUUUGUGCCACUAAGGUCACCCCUCCAGAGCCAGGAGUUUCCUUCAGUAAAUCACAAGCAAAGAAGUCCUGUGCCAGCAGCACAUGGGGGCAGCUGUCUGUCAGCAGCAAAGAGCUUGCCAUUUGCAGUGCAGUCCCAUCACCCAACAACAUUGGUGUGGCUGCUCAGCCAAGCAGUGCCUCCGAGUGCAAUGGGCUGUUGCCUAUUGGUGAUCAAGACGGAAGUGUGCAGCUGGAAGCCCCUGAUCAGUCUACUGGGAGUACAAAGAAGAAGUCGAGCAAAAAGGACUUGAUAUGUCAAACCAUCCAAACUGCUGACAUUGAGUGGAUGAAGAGCACUCAGAAAGCAUUUGACAGCAAAUGUCAUGACAGCAUGGAAGGAAAAAAAGAAUCUUAUUCAAUGGACAGUGUGUUGGAUGCGUCACCAUCAAAACAGAAUCCCGCUUCUGCCAGCAGCUGUGAAAAUGACACUAGCCAUGUACGAAUUACCAUCCCAAUAAAGUCGCCAACAACAGAUACAUCCAGCCACAAAAGGAAAAAAAGGCAAUCUACAAAAUCUUCAAUGGAGAAAGUUAUCCAAGAGAAAAGUCUGCCUUCUGGACUUGCUAUGAACAGUGAAGUAGCGAACAGGACUAUCUCUCAGUCAGAAGGGAAUAAAAAAGAUAUUCGUGUCACAAAGCCAGGGAAACUGAUUGAAAAUGAGUCCCCCUUAGCAGCUAUUGACAGCAGUGUGCUUAUUGACAGAGCUUCCCCCAACAGUGCCACCAGACUCAGAAAAUCUGUAGCUGUGACAUCUACUCUCCUAUCCACUGAUCUCCCCACACCUAGCAAACUGUCUGAGGUCCAGCACCCCAAACUCACAGCAAAACGGCGAUGGACCUGCAGCAAACCGAAAUCUAUCCUUCGGGAGACCUCCAUGACAACAUCUGAGAAGAUGAUGGUGGAACCUCCUUCAGCCUAUCCCAUCACACCAUCCAGCCCUCUGUAUACCAAUACAGACAGUCUUACUGUGAUCACACCUGUCAAGAAAAAAAGAGGACGACCAAAGAAACAGCCUUUGCUCACUGUUGAAACCAUUCACGAGGGAACAUCCACUAGCCCAGUGAGUCCAAUCAAUCGUGAAUUUCCAGGCACAAAGAAAAGAAAGAGGAGACGGAAUCUGGCCAAGUUGGCCCAGAUGGUCCCUGGAGAGGACAAGUCCAUCAGUGAUCUCAAGUUUCACAAAAAGGUUGGAAAGCUGGGGGUCUUGGAUAAGAAGACUAUCAAGACCAUUAAUAAGAUGAAGACCCUCAAAAGGAAGAAUAUUCUCAAUCAGAUUUUGUCCUCCUGCUCCAGCAGCAUAGCUCUGAAAGCAAAAAUCCAACCACCUUCUUGUGCUGGGCCAACAACCAUUGAUGCCAGACUAGGGAAGCAGAUCAAUGUCAGCAAGAGGGGGACUAUCUACAUUGGUAAAAAACGGGGCAGGAAGCCAAGAGCAGAGCUGCAGCCUCAACCAGAAGAACCUAAGACAGCCAUGAAGCACUCAAGGCCUGUUUCCAGCCAGCCAGAAAACCCAGCAGUGCCUUCCAACCUGCAGUCACUUGUGGCAUCGUCACCAGCAGCUAUUCAUCCGCUUUCGACACAGUUAGUGGGGACUAAUGGCAACCUUAGCCCUGCAAGCACUGAAACAAAUUUUUCAGAGUUAAAAACUAUGCCAAAUCUUCAACCUAUCAGUGCUCUUCCUACAAAAACCCAGAAAGGAAUGCACAGUGGAACUUGGAAGCUGUCUCCACCCAGGUUAAUGGCUAAUUCACCUUCCCACCUCUGUGAAAUAGGUUCUUUAAAAGAAGUUACGCUGUCACCAGUGAGUGAGUCUCACAGUGAGGAAACCAUUCCGAGUGACAGUGGGAUAGGUACAGACAACAACAGUACUUCUGACCAAGCUGAGAAAAGCUCAGAAUCCCGCCGGAGAUACUCCUUUGAUUUCUGCACCCUGGACAAUCCAGAGGCUAUCCCAUCUGACACCAGCACAAAAAACAGGCAUGGUCACCGGCAGAAGCAUCUCAUUGUGGAUAACUUUCUCUCUCAUGAGAGCAUGAAAAAGCCAAAGCACAAGAGGAAAAGGAAAAGCUUGCAAAAUAGAGAUGAUCUCCAGUUUCUGGCAGACCUUGAGGAACUCAUCAAUAAAUUCCAAGUGUUCAGGAUUUCACACCGUAGUUACACAUUUUAUCAUGAAAAUCCAUAUCCCAGCAUCUUCAGGAUUAAUUUUGAUCACUAUUACCCUGUGCCAUAUAUCCAGUAUGACCCAUUGCUCUAUCUUCGCAGGACCUCUGACAUGAAGUCUAAGAAGAAGCGUGGUAGACCUGCCAAAACCAAUGACACCAUGACAAAGGUGCCUUUUUUACAAGGGUUCGGUUACCCUAUUCCCAGUGGGAGUUACUAUGCACCCUAUGGAAUGCCUUACACAUCAAUGCCUAUGAUGAAUCUUGGUUACUAUGGUCAGUAUCCAGCUCCUUUGUACCUGUCUCACACGCUCGGAGCGGCUUCCCCAUUUAUGAGACCUACCGUGCCACCACCCCAAUUCCAUGCAAGCUCUCAUAUGAAGAUGUCCACCACUGCCAAGCAUAAAGCAAAACAUGGAGUGCACCUACAAACACCUGUGGGAAUGGGCCUUGGAGACAUGCAGUCCUCUUUGGCUCCUCCAAAGGUUGGAGGAACAAGCCUUUCAAGUGGCCGACUUCACAAAAGGAAACACAAACAUAAGCACAAGCAUAAGGAUGAGAGGAUACUGGGGACACAUGAAGAUCUGAGUGGUCUCUUUGCUAGCAAGUCCACUGGCUUCUCCAGUCACUCUAUCAAUGAAAGGCUAAGUGGCUCAGAUAAAGAUCUCUCCUUGCUCAAUGAGAAAAGCAAGUAUAAGGAGAAGCAGAAGCACCAGCAUUGUGAAACUGGACACAAAAGCUCAAAGAGCAACUUUGAAGUGGAUACACUGUCUACCUUAUCACUUUCUGAUGCCCAGCAGUGGACACAGAGUAAAGAUAAAAGUGAUUCAAGCAAUGAUCCCAUUGACUCUUGCACAAAGAGAUACUCUGGUAAUACUGAGAGUAAUGCAAGGUCAGAGUCCCUGGACGUGUUUGGUGAAAUGAAUUCCUCGAGUGAGAAACGGGAUAACGAUGGAAGUGGGAAUAAAAGAAGAAGCUUUGAAGGGUUUGGAACCUACAGAGAAAAGGACAUUCAGCCCUUCAGGAUAAAUAGGAAGGAUAGAAGUACUUAUGAUUCUUCUGCCUCUUCUGGAAUUGUAGGCCCCCACUUAAAAGCAGACCAGACUUCACUUCACAGUAAAAUGGAAAGUUCUGCCUGUAACAUGAUGACCAGAAGGAAACCAGCAACUGUAGAGAGUGUUACAAUGCCAGCUCCAGUAUUAUCUCUCCUGCCUUCAUCAUCAGCAACAUCUGAAGCAGCCAGUCCACCGCUGAAAAAAAGGUUCAAGCGCCGUGAAAUUGAAGCAAUCCAGUGUGAGGUGCGCAAGAUGUGUAACUACACCAAGAUCCUGUCCACAAAGAAGAACCUGGAUCAUGUAAACAAGAUCUUGAAAGCCAAGCGGCUGCAGAGACAAUCAAAAACAGGCAAUAACUUUGUCAAGAAGCGGAGGGGCCGUCCACGUAAGCAACCUCUCUCCUUUGAUGAAGAUUCCAGAGACCAAAUGCCCGUUCUGGAGAAAUGCGUUGACCUUCCCAGCAAAAGAGGUCAGAGGCCAACACUGAAUCCAUUGCUGUUGGAGCAAGCAGCCACUCAAGACACAAUCAUGGCCACCAUUGAGGCUGUCAUACACAUGGCUCGAGAAACACCACCACCACCUCCUCCUCUUCCUCCUCCGCCACCGCCGCCCCCUCUCCCUUUGCCCCGGACACCCCGGCUUGGGAAAAGGAAGAGCAAGUCACCGCAAGAGGAGGAGGAUGACAUGAAAGUGAAGCGGCACCGGAAAGGCAGAGGAAGUGAAAGCGAAGGCCUUCCCUAAGGCCAGCAUGCCCUGUUGGACAUUAAGUGCUGAUAGCAGGGUACGUCAAGACUGACAGACUGGAGGAAUACAGUCUGCUUUGCCCCCAAGGCAGCACUGGACUUGUCACUUGGGUGGCCAAAACUUAUUAUGGAGAGAUGGGGAUCACAUCUUCCUCUUCAUCACUUCGUUCCCAGUCCCCCAGGAAAAAGGGGGAAAGGGUGAGGAGAUGGAAAGGUGGGGAUAAGGGGGGUGGGGGGGAUUUCUAAGUUGGGGAUAUUGUCUACUUUGCAGUUUCCAAAACUAAUCAACAUCUCAGCAUUGCAGUGCUCACACCAUACCCGGAGGCGGGAGGUCAUCCUUGCAGAGAGCUGAGUAUUGUUGCUAGGGCUGCAUGCUCAACUCAGAUUCUGUUUGGUGGGCCAGGUGAAACUAAGAAUAACCAUACCAUAGUAGAAAUCACUGUUUUAAAAAAAAAAAAAAGAAAAGAAAAAAA
This is a messenger RNA of Coturnix japonica (Japanese quail), 5418 nucleotides long. NCBI's taxonomy places the organism in Eukaryota, Metazoa, Chordata, Aves, Galliformes, Phasianidae. The record is from RefSeq and is a predicted model, not a curated record.